UUCAUUUUCUCUUUUCCUUUACACGCAGGUCAACUCAACAUCAUUUCAAUGGCUGAAACAACAAUGAUGCCUGAGGAAAUUGAGCUAGAGAUGGCAAAGAUCCAGAGACUUCGGGAAGUCUUAGUCAGAAGAGAAUCAGAACUCAGGUUUAUGAUGGAUGACAUACAGCUGUGCAAAGACAUUAUGAACCUUAAGAGCGAGCUGCAGAGUUUGGUAGCAAUCCCAGAGAAAGAAAAAACGAAGAUUGAAAAGCAAAGAGAGGAUGAACUUAUUCAGAAAAUCCAUAAACUGGUACAAAAAAGGGAUUUUCUUGUAGAUGAUGCAGAGGUGGAGAGAUUACGAGAGAAAGAAGAGGACAAGGAGAUGGCUGAAUUCCUUCGGACCAAGUUAAAACCCUUAGACAAAAUAACCCCCCCCCCCCCCCCCACCCCCCCAAAAAACCCUACAGGAACAAUAGGAAAACCACCUCUGAAAACAGCUGGAUAA
Messenger RNA from Struthio camelus australis, 486 nucleotides. The record is from RefSeq and is a predicted model, not a curated record. Lineage: Eukaryota; Metazoa; Chordata; Aves; Struthioniformes; Struthionidae.